Molecule: messenger RNA, 1212 nt
Organism: Schistosoma spindalis
Lineage: Eukaryota; Metazoa; Platyhelminthes; Trematoda; Strigeidida; Schistosomatidae
Source: the annotation of a GenBank genome assembly
AUGGGGGCAUCUUUUGGGAAAGUUUUAAAUUACUUAUACAUAGUUGACCAUGGUGAAGCAACAACAGAUUCUAAUUUGAAGAAAGCUAAAAUUACGUGCAUGUUAUCGUCAACUCAAAAGCCUGCGAAACCUAACCCUCAUUGGAAACACCUGGAGCUUCAAAAACCAGGUGAAGAGUUACGUAUAAGCAACCUUAAGGCUGGUGCAAAGUUCAUUCACGAAUCCAGGUGUAGUCGGGAAAAUAUCGCUGUGAUAAUGGAACCUAACAAUCAUGAAUCUGCAGCUUUUAUUGUUGCAUAUUUCUCUAUUUUAAGUGGAUUACCUGUAAAAUUAACUCGAAAAGCUGUUAUGAAAUGUAGAGAAAAAUUAGAUAUUACUAAUGAAUAUGAUCCUCUAAUUGAAUCAAUGCAAAAAUCAACCACAGCAAAAGAAUUACGUAAUGAUUUAUUCAAAGGUACAUCUGGUUAUACAGAAGAUAGAUUAAUUGAAGAUUUACGAAAAAUUUAUCAAUUAGCUGAAUUAGAUCCACCAACAUCAUCAGAAAUUUAUUUGGAAACAAGACGUGAUAGUAUAAAAUUAGGAUCAACUACACAAAAUUCAUCUAAUCAAAUUUUCAAACGUUUAUCAAUUGAUAAAAGUAAACAAGAAUCAACUAACGAAACAAAUGUUAGUUCAUCUAGUCUACGUGAUAAAACACCAGAACUAGUUGUACAUGAAUAUGAUGAUAACAUUAAACAAGAUCAACUGAUGAAUACUUCAAUAAAUUCUUCAACGACUAUACCUCAUCAUAAUCAUCAUUCAUCUGAUCAUAGUAAUUCUGUAUUAAAUGAUAUUAAACAUGAUCUACAUCAAAUUGACCAAGUCAAUAAUAAUACAAUUCAAAAUGGUACUACUAAUCAAACAACUUCAUAUAAUCAUGAUAAAGAGAUUAGAACAAAAUCACCAGAUCAAUUAUAUAAUACUGAUAUGAAUACUACAAUGAAUUCUCAAUCUUUCACUAAUAAUCAUGAAAUCAAUCAUUAUAAUAGUAUGAAUAAAUUAAAAACUACUAAAGUAACAAUUAGUUAUGCUCUAUCUCAUGAAUCAACAGAAGCUGAUGCUGUUGAAGAAUAUUUAAAAAGUACUAGUGCAGAUGAACGUGAUAGAUUACGAAAACGAGUAAUAAUUACACAUGCUUAUUCAAAAGUUGACGAUUAUACUGAUCAUAUAUAG